Molecule: messenger RNA, 2517 nt
Organism: Coniophora puteana RWD-64-598 SS2
Lineage: Eukaryota; Fungi; Basidiomycota; Agaricomycetes; Boletales; Coniophoraceae
Exons: 13
Coding region: 1-2517 (838 amino acids)
Biological process (GO): mitotic chromosome condensation
Cellular component (GO): condensin complex; condensed chromosome
Source: RefSeq, a predicted model, not a curated record
AUGCCUGCCCGCACUAUUGUGGACAGAGAACAACUAUCAACUCUUAUACCGCGCAUAUUUGACCAGGCUCAGAACACCGCUGCCAACCACCAGAAGAACCUCGUUGCUCUCCACAAACUCCAUGCUCAGGCCGCAACAAUCACCAAGCAGGUCGGCGAUGGCGCGAGCAUGAAGCUUACAGGAGAGAAGAUGUUCGAAGACGUGUUUGAGGACAUGGCCUUGCGAGUGGUGGUGGUCAAGAAGGGAACGUCACAGGUCGACAAAAUUGUCAAGUUCAUCGGGAUGUAUGUCAAGUUCAUCAACGACAAGGCCGCGGAGGUCAAGAAGAAGGACGACGAAGAUGAAGAUCAUUCGACUGCAGGCCGGUUCUUCAACAAGUUGUUCAGAUACUUGCUCAAGGGGCUGACGGCCAAAGACAAGAUCGCCCGGUUUCGUUGCAUCGACAUUCUUAACGAGCGUGUUUCGCAUAUUGGCGAACUUGAUGAGGAUUUGUACGUUACACUCCGAUCUGCACUACUCGACCGGAUACGAGACAGGGAGACGAUGGUCCGCGUUCGGGCUGUCCAAGCGAUCACGAAACCCUUUGGAAACGAGUCACCGGACGACAGGUCUUGCUUAACACUCAUGCUCGAGACCCUUCUAGGUAACGAAGUUCGAUGCUGCACACUCAUGAAUAUACCACUUUCUCCUUUCACUCUUCCUGGCGUGCUUGGACGCACACGCGAUACGGAAGACACGAUACGCACGGAAGACACGAUACGCACUGUAGUCUACAACAUUAUUCUCGCGAACAACAUCACCGUCGCCGGCCAGGAACGAGUUGCAGAUGGAGAGAUCAACGAUGCUCCACAACCUAUGGGCCCAACGCACCCACGUGUGCUAUCCAUUGCCCAGCGAGAACUUGUGAUACAAAAUGGCCUCGGCGACCGAAACGCCAGCGUGCGUAAAGCGGCUGCAGCAUUACUUGGGAAGUGGGUUGAUAACGUUUCAAUCGAGCCUAAAGGCGAACCCGAGGACGAGGAGCUGCCCCCAGCCGGUAGCGAGGAAGCGAGAGCAAGGGAGAAAGAGAAAGAAAAGGAGGAGGUACGGGACCGGCUCAUAGCGCUCCUAAGGAUGUUCGACCUUGUGGAGAACAAAGUCGCGGAGAACGCGCUGCUGAGUAUCUUUGCCACGCGUUUGGACGUCUUUGACAAGCUUGAGUUCAAAAAACCGUACUGGCUCACCCUUACUCCCGAGAAAACCUUCCUCACGCGCGUAUUUGUCGACCAUUGCAUCGCGAUCAAGGACGAGGCGCAUCUGGACGCGGCGAUUCCUGUCGUCAUGUUCCUCGCGCUUCGUAUCCAGAAAACGUACAGCGACCUCAUCAAAGACCUUAUCGGAGCUCAAGACGAAGAUCAUCUCGGAAACGCGCUUAACGAAGAUGCGCAGGCGCGUCGGGAGGAGAAGCAGAUGGACGCGGAGUUUGUCAUCGGGGAAAUGCUGCGAAUGGCAAUGAACAUGGACUAUUCGGAUGAGAUGGGUAGACGGAAGAUGUUUUCGCUCGUUCGUAAACUGGUUCAUCCGAGUCUGACGAGGGGAUUUGACGUCUUACGCACGCUCUCAUCAAGUGAACGUGACCUUAUCCGCGUUGUCGUUGAAGUCAUGCACGAGCUUCGCGAUCCUAAGGACACUGAUCAAGAAGAAGAGGAAGAAGUGCCUGCUAGCGUUGCACCAGGGCUGGAAGAUGAUGAUGCUGCUGUCCUUAAUCGCCUUCCACGUAUGCCCGCCCGCGAGAACAUGACGCCCGAAGAACGUGCACGCGCCGACGCCAUAGAUUUACGAUGCCUCUCGCUGUGUAUCGGAAUGCUGGAACGUGUCAAUGGGACGUUUGAAGAAAAUUCCACUUUGGAAGGUAUCCUCGGCGAAUUAAUUAUGCCCGCUGUGAAACGCAAGGAACUUGUUCUUCGCGAGAAGGGGCUCGUCGCGCUGGGAUUAUGCUGCCUCAUCGCUCGCCGUAUGGCUCUCAACUUGUUCCAACUUUUCCUGGGCCAAAUCCAAGCCGCACCCGAGGUUCUCAAGAUCCAAGUCCUGCACAUCGUAUUCGACAUUCUAAUGGUACACGACCGCGAUUUCCUCGGUCGCGAUGACUCUGGAGGCGAUAAAGUGAUUGACUUCCUGCUGCGCAUCCUUUCUGCCGAGGAGAGCGAUCGCGUGCAGGCCGUCCUCGUUAUCGGUCUAGCAAAGCUCGUCCUCGCGGGAAUGGUGGGCGACGAGAAGGUGCUCAAGAGCCUUGUCGCCGCGUACGUCUCGCCCGACACCGUGGACAAUCUGGAGCUGCGCCAACGUUUGUCAUAUUUCCUGCCUGCAUAUUGCUACGCCAGCUGCACGAAUCAGCGUAGGAUGCAGCAGAUCUUAAUACCAAUGUUUGAACAACUAGCAGAGGCAUCGCGCGAUUUGGAUGAGGACCAGGAAAUGGUUACACCACUGCAAAUUGCGGGUAUGAUGACCGAUUGGACGGAUCCAGACAAAGCUUUGUGA